AUGGAUUCUCCUUCAUCGGAAGUAAAAACCAUCUCGGAAUGCUUCGUGAAACCCAAAACCAUCCCUGAAAAAUGGAAAGAGCCAUACCAUUUGUCACCGUUGGAUCUUGUGAUGCUCUCCAUGCAUUACAUCCAAACAGGUCUUCUCUUUGUCAAACCAUCAACAACAACUUCUGAAUCAAAAUAUUUCAUGGAGACGUGGCUACAAAGAUUCAAAGACUCUCUAGCCGAGACACUUGUCCAUUUCUAUCCGCUAGCCGGUCGCUUCUCGACUUCAAAAACCGAUAAUCCAAAAUCCUACUCACUGUUUGUGGAUUGUAACAACAGUCCUGGAGCUGGAUUUAUCUAUGCCAAAUCGGAUCUGAGUGUAUCAGACAUUGUUGGACCCCAAUAUGUUCCUUUGGUUGUACAAUCUUUCUUCGACCACCAUAAAGCCGUUUGCCAUGAUGGUCACACCAUGAGUCUCUUGUCUCUCAAGGUAACAGAAUUGGUAGAUGGAGUAUUCAUAGGUAUGUCACUGAAUCACGUGAUGGGAGAUGGAAGUUUGUUAUCGCAGUUGUUCGACACUUUGUCCGAAAUUUUCAAUGCACAAGAAACCAAUAACUUGCAACUCAAGAAACCUCCGGUUCUUGAACGUUGGUUUCCUAAAGGGUAUGGUCCUGUGCAUAUCCUACCUUUCACUCACCCCGAUGAAUUCAUCAGUCGGUUCGAGUCUCCGGUCUUGAAGGAGAGAAUAUUCCAUUUCUCAUCAGAAACUAUAGCAUCACUAAAAGCAAAGGCUAAUCAAGAAUGUGGAACAACAACAAUCUCUUCUUUUCAAUCUUUAGCUGCAUUGAUGUGGAGAUGCAUAACAAAGGCAAGAAAGUUACCAUACGAUGAAGAGAUUCGUUGCAGCCUCGCUGCUAACAUUAGAGAAAAACUUGAUCCACCAUUGACUUCGAACUAUAUUGGGAAUUGCAUUUCUGCUUUAAGGUCGAGGACGGUGAAAUCAGGUGAGCUACUGGAAAAUGAUCUUGGAUGGGCCGCUUUGAAAAUGCAUGAAGCAGUGACUGGAAACACUAGUGAAGAGGUUUCGAAAACAAUCGAUGAGUGGUUGAAAUCAUCUUUUGUUUUUCAUCUAGAAGCACUUGUGGGAUUGAUGGUUGUUCACAUUGGAGGCUCGUCGAGGUUUAAGAAGUAUGAAUGCGAGUUUGGGAUGGGGAAACCGGUUGCGAUUAGAAGCGGUUAUGGAGGUAAGUUCGAUGGGAAGAUAACAACUUACAUAGGGAGAGAAGGAGGAGGAAGCAUAGAUUUGGAAGUUUGUCUUCUUCCACAGUUUAUGGAAGCUUUGGAAUCAGAUCAAGAGUUCAUGUCUCUUGUCUCUUCUUCUUCUUGA
Microthlaspi erraticum is the source of this 1374-nucleotide messenger RNA. The record is from the annotation of a GenBank genome assembly. NCBI's taxonomy places the organism in Eukaryota, Viridiplantae, Streptophyta, Magnoliopsida, Brassicales, Brassicaceae.